AUGCUGCGGAUUCGGACAGUAUCGGGUAAAGGACUCGAUGCGCUGGACUUGGCGAGCUUUCUGGAGAUGCUGCCUGCAGGGCUGCAUCCUGUCCGGGCACUGAAGCAACGCUUGCACAGUGUUCAUGGGCUGCCAAGGUUCAGGCAAAGGCUGUUAUCCCUCAAUGAAGAGUCGAUUCUUGAUGAGCAGCAUUCGUUGAGACCCGGCGAGGUGCAGGUAGUACUGUUAAACUUCUGCCCGGCUUCUGUAGCGGAAGUGCAUGCGCUUCGGGAUGCUGCAAGAAGCGGCCUGACAUCCGAGGUGGAGCACAUUCUAGAAAGGCCGCAAGACCCAGAUUUGGGCGAUCCGCUCCCACUGUUCCAGGCAUCCGAGCACGGCCACGUGGAGGUGGUGCGCCUGCUGCUGGAGGCCAAUGCGGACAAGGACAAGGCCGUGAAUGAUGGCGACACCCCUUUGUUCAUCGCAGCUGACCAAGGGCAUUUGGAAGUUGUACGUCUCUUGCUGGAGGCCAAUGCGGAUAAGGACAAGAGCAUGAAUGAUGGCGCCACCCCUUUCUGCGUCGCAGCUCACCACGGGCAUUUGGAGGUUGCACGUCUCUUGCUGGAGGCCAAUGCGGAUAAGGACAAGAGCAUGAAUGAUGGCGCCACCCCUUUCUGCAUCGCAGCUCACCACGGGCAUUUGGCGGUUGCACGUCUCUUGCUGGAGGCCAAUGCGGAUAAGGACAAGAGCAUGAAUGAUGGCGCCACCCCUUUGUGCAUCGCAGCUGAGCAGGGGCAGUUGGAGGUUGCACGUCUCUUGCUGGAGGCCAAUGCGGACAAGGACAAGGCCAAGGAGGAUGGCGCCACCCCUUUGUUCAUGGCAGCUCAGAAUGGGCAUUUGGAGGUUGCUCGUUUCUUGCUGGAGGCCAAUGUGGACAAGGACAAGGCCAUGAAUGUUGGCGCCACCCCUUUGUUCAUUGCAGCUCAGAAUGGGCAUUUGGAGGGUGCACGUCUCUUGCUGGAGGCCAAAGCGGACAAGGACAAGGCCAUGAAUGAUGGCGCCACCCCUUUGCUCAUCGCAGCUCAGAAUGGGCAUUUGGAGGGUGCACGUCUCUUGCUGGAGGCCAAAGCGGACAAGGACAAGGCCAUGAAUGAUGGCGCCACCCCUUUGCUCAUCGCAGCUCAGAAUGGGCAUUUGGAGGGUGCACGUCUCUUGCUGGAGGCCAAUGCGGAUAAGGACAAGAGCAGGAAUGAUGGCGCCACCCCUUUCUGCAUCGCAGCUCACCACGGGCAUUUGGAGGUUGCACGUCUCUUGCUGGAGGCCAAUGCGGAUAAGGACAAGAGCAUGAAUGAUGGUGCCACCCCUUUCUGCAUCGCAGCUCACCACGGGCAUUUGGAGGUUGCACGUCUCUUGCUGGAGGCCAAUGCGGAUAAGGACAAGAGCAUGAAUGAUGGCGCCACCCCUUUCUGCAUCGCAGCUCACCACGGGCAUUUGGAGGUUGCACGUCUCUUGCUGGAGGCCAAUGCGGACAAGGACAAGGCCAAGGAGGAUGGCGCCACCCCUUUGCUCAUCGCAGCUCAGAAUGGGCAUUUGGAGGUUGCACGUCUCUUGCUGGAGGCCAAUGCGGAUAAGGACAAGAGCAUGAAUGAUGGCGCCACCCCUUUGUGCCUCGCAGCUGAGCAGGGGCAGUUGGAGGUUGCACGUCUCUUGCUGGAGGCCAAUGCGGACAAGGACAAGGCCAAGGAGGAUGGCGCCACCCCUUUGUUCAUGGCAGCUCAGAAUGGGCAGCUGGAGGUUGCUCGUCUCUUGCAGGAGGCCAAUGCGGAUAUGGACAAGGCUAUGAAUCGUGGCGCCACCCCUUUGUUGACCGCAGCAAGCAGGGGCAGUUGGAGUUUGCGCGCCAUUUGCUGCAGGCACACGCGGACGCUUCGAGGGCUUAUAGGGUCAGCAUUGGCAAGCCAUUCGUGCAGAAGACGCGAAAUUGAUUCCGGACAUCGCCGGACAUGA
Molecule: messenger RNA, 1986 nt
Organism: Symbiodinium natans
Lineage: Eukaryota; Dinophyceae; Suessiales; Symbiodiniaceae
Source: the annotation of a GenBank genome assembly